Molecule: messenger RNA, 3686 nt
Organism: Folsomia candida
Lineage: Eukaryota; Metazoa; Arthropoda; Collembola; Entomobryomorpha; Isotomidae
Product: mitochondrial uncoupling protein 4
Exons: 7
Coding region: 875-1924 (349 amino acids)
Biological process (GO): response to cold
Source: RefSeq, a predicted model, not a curated record
CAUGAUUAAUGCACUAGGUAUAUACCAGAUCUGGUUCUUAUAAUCUAACUACCACAACAUUUAACCGUGCAGUCAACUCUCGUCUUAAAUAUUUCUCAUGUAUGUAUUUAUUUUGUAAUGUUUAUAAACAUGGUCAAUCCAAUCCAACUGCUUGCUUUAUUUAUUGCUUGUUGUACAUAUGUAUAUACAAGCUUAUAUUAUUUUUGUAUCGUUUAGUUACUUACUGUAUCCCUUGUUAUGCAAUUACAUAUAUAAAUCCUCUCUGGUUCUCCUUGCUACGGUUUGUUUCUCUUUGUUUACUUUUAUUUGGUCUUUGUUAAACAUAAGAAAGAAGUUGGGAAAAUCGGUUAAAAUUCUGUUCACAUUCACACAAUCUCCAGUCCAGACAUGUGUUGGUGACAGUUACUUGGUUAUAGUUGGAUAGAAUGAAACCAAAAAUAUUUUUGGGAUUGAGGUUAUAAGGAGCAUUAAAUGAGGAAGGGUCUUCUCUUAAGAAGAACUUGCGAGGGGUUAACUUUUUUAAACCAGUUUAUUCCAGUUUCUUUCUUCCUAAACAUAAGUUAUGUAUUAUUGUUUAGAAAGAGUUUAAGAAUAAAUAAGCCAUUAAGACUUGUGCCGUCGCCAAUUCAUCACUUAUCUGCGAUUGAUUGAACUGUAAUAUAAUGGUUAUUGAUCUCUAAUAAUAAAUUCUAUUCGAUGCAUGGAUUUGCGUCACUGGCAUGUUUUACAAGGAUAAAUAAUGUAGCAACAAAUUGGUUCGUUAUCGAAGUAAAGCUAAAAGCUAUUGAUUUCGUGUGGUGAUAUAUAAAAUUCUGGUGAAAGUUUAACCGAGAAAGUACACCCACCCACGUAGUUAGUUAUCGUCGUAACCAUCAUGCACAUUUUUACGCCAUCCCCCGAAUCGGGGAAAGCCGAUAUUUUCUCGGAGGAGACAACCACCAGGAGAAAAUCCCGAGCAAUGCCGAUGUUAAUCGUUCAUGAAGACAAGUUGAAGGAUAACACGCCAGGAUGGGACUUUUUGCAAAAAUAUUGCAUAGCGUUUAUGGCUGCGGCUAUGGCAGAAACAGUAACUUAUCCUUUGGACCUGACAAAAACUCGGAUGCAAAUUGCUGGCGAGUUGCAAAAGUCCAAGACCGGACUGCCAAACCCACAGCAACGCAUAGGAAUGGUACGAACUGCGUUAGGAGUUAUUAAAGGAGAGGGAUUUUUGCAUUUGUGGAGCGGACUUUCACCAGCACUUUACCGACACGUCAUUUACUCCGGGAUAAGGAUGGCAUUAUACGAAAAAAUUCGGGAUGAUAUUUUUGGCAGGGAACCAGACGGGUCAUACCCCAUUCAUAAAGCAGCACUCACUGGUCUGAUUGUGGGUGGAUUCGCCCAAUUCACAGCUAACCCAAUGGAUCUGGUUAAAGUUCAGUUGCAAAUGGAAGGCCGUCUCCGUUUAGAAGGGAAGCCACCCAGGGUCAAAGGGGUGUUUGAAGCAUUGACCAAAAUCUGGAAGGAGGGUGGCAUCCGGGGAUUGUGGCGUGGCUGGGUCCCCAACGUGCAACGAGGUGCUCUGGUGAAUUUGGGCGAUUUGACGACGUACGACUCAGCUAAACGGUUUCUUUUAAGAAAUACAAAUAUGAAGGAUGGCACUGGAGUGCACAUUUUGUCCAGUUUGUUGGCCGGACUCACCGCAACGAUUAUGGGGACGCCAGCGGAUGUCGUCAAAACCCGAAUUAUGAACCAACCUACAGAAAACGGGGUGGGGUUGUAUUACAAGAAUUCGAUGGACUGCCUCCAAAAAACGGUCAAGAACGAAGGCUUCUUUGCUCUGUAUAAAGGAUUCCUUCCCAUCUGGAUGCGACUGGGACCGUGGUCUCUCACGUUUUGGGUGUCAUUCGAAUGGCUCCGUAGCUCCUUUGGCGUUAAAGGAUUUUAAUUGCUGAAUCUAGUCAACCACAAUUAUUUACAUAGUCUACCAUACCAACCCGUAAUUAAUCAGAUAUGUACGUAUCUGUACUAGAGAGACUUGGCAUGUGCCAUAUUAAAUAUCUUUAAUUAGUUUAAGUGUUAAAAUUAGUGUUGAUGAUGAGUUUUCAAUGGGUGAAGAUGAGUUGGCCUUUAAUGCAGUAUAAUUAGUACCAACUUGUGGAAAAUUGAAUUUUUAAGCAUUUUUAGACUUUCAGAUCAAUUUGGGAUGAAAUGGUACAAGGUAAAAUAAAUACAAAAAUUAUAAAUUCUUUUAAUUUUUUUAGACAAAUGUGUAAACGAGACAGAAAUCAACUUAUAGACAAGUUGGCCCAUAAAUUAUGAAUUUAUAAUUUUUUAUUUCGUUGGAAUUUAUACCAUUGCACCCAAAAUUUAUAUGUGAGUUCAAAAUUGCUUAAAAAUUUAAUUUUGCACAAGUUUGCGACAAACUUGUGCAAAAUUAAAUUUUUAUUUAAGGCCAACACAUUUAAAACUCAUCGUCAAAACUAAUUAAAACGUCAAAAACUGGAGUAGAUUUAUUUCUAUAGGCAGCAAAUAUUUACUGACAAAAAUCUAUAUGUAUAUGAAUAUACUGGUCUUCUAAAGAAAUUAUCACAUAGUCUGAACUAGAUUUUUAUAUAUAAUCGAUCCUCACGUGAUGGAUAAUGCACACAGAUAAAUAAUUGUCAGCAUUAACCAACUGUAUUUUAGUACCAUUGUAGAUAUUGAAACAGAACAACCAAGUAAUUAACUGGUUUAGUUAUGCUAUGUGUAAAUACUUGCAUGAAACAGAUCUAUAUCCUAUGAAACAAAUGUCUGAUCACCAUUGUGACAAAUGUGGCAUUUCGAUAAAUGGGUAUUUUCGAAACAGUAGUCAAACUAUUUUGUCAAAAAGUUAGCAUAGCAUUUAAAAAAUAGUCGUCCUGAAGAAACAAUUGACUAAUAAAUAGUCUACCAAAACCGAAACAAUAAAUUAUUAAAGCUCACACAAACUAUUGGCAAAUUCGUGAUUUAUGAGCCUUUCACAAAACAAUAGUCACCAAAAAUUUGGUCCUAAAUUCUAAAACUGAUAGAAAACUAUAUAUAAUAUUUCAUAAUUAUAAGGCAGUACAAUCGUAAAAAUACGAGUCUAUCAUUACACAACUGCAAUGUCGUCUCUCUCCAAAAUAGUCGCAGUACAGUGCAACUGAUAGAAUUUAUUAGUAAAUAUUAGUCAAAGAUCAAUUAUCAAAUAUUAAAUAUUAGUCAAAGAAUGGCAAUUAUCAAUCAAAUAUUUUUGGAACUGAUGAUGAAUGCAAAUCCAGCUAAUACAUUCUUCCACACAGCGAAAUGACCAAUCAAACUCGGGCACUGAAUUAAUUGUCUACCUUGAAUCGUUACUGUAUAAAUUAAUAUCAUUUAAUGAAAUUACUUCAAUUUUUGUACGUAAUAUAUGAACAAGAAAUUAAAAAGUUUAUUCCAAUUAUAAAUAUUUAUUAGUCAAUUUGUUAAUUUACAGAAUAAUUAAUUGUGUCUGUCAUAAAUAUGUGUUUUAGAUAAGUAAUUGAUAAUGGAAUGUAUCAAGUCUUCAGGUUUUAUGUUUGUCCUAAAAUAUAAAUAAUUGAUUCGGGCACUUGAACGGGUGGGUACAUGAACCAAUUUAUGAAGUUCAAAUGGAUUAUAUAACGCUACAAAAGUUAGCUCAAAGCUGUGAAAACCAGAUCAGCCAGGAAUAAAAAGUGUAGAAAAAUGAA